AUGCUGAGAAUAGCCGGCGUGUUGGCUGUAGUGGCUCUGGGGUUGAGCGCUGCUCACACCAAAGUGAAUAAGCAUAAGCCAUGGAUUGAGACAUCGUACCAUGGAGUGAUCACUGAAAACACUGACAUCGUUCUGCUAGAUCCUCCUCUGGUGGCCCUGGACAAAGACGCCCCCAUCCCUUAUGCAGGGGAGAUCUGUGCGUUCAACAUCCACGGACUGGAUGCUCCGUUUGAAGCAGUGGUGCUGAACGGUACGUCGGGUGAGGGCCAGAUGAGGGCCCGUGGCCUGGUGGACUGCGAGCUGCAAAAGGAAUACACCUUCAUCAUUCAGGCUCACGACUGCGGUUCUGGCCCCAGAGGCACAGAGGGCAAAAAGUCCCACAAGGCGGUGGUGCACAUUCAGGUCAACGAUGUGAAUGAGUUUGCCCCAGUAUUUCGGGAGCCCCAGUACCAGGCCGCAGUGACAGAGGGCAAGAUUUACGACAGCAUCCUGCAGGUGGAGGCCACUGAUCAGGACUGCUCCCCACAGUACAGCCAGAUCUGUAACUACCAGAUCACCACCACCAACACACCCUUCGCUAUAGAUCGCAACGGUAAUAUCCGGAACACAGAGAAGCUGAGCUACGACCGCCAGCAGCAGUACGAGAUCCAGGUGACGGCCUGGGACUGCGGCCAGAAGAGAGCCUUGAACAGCGUACCUGUCCGCAUUGAUGUCAAGCCUGUCUGCAAACCUGGCUGGCAAGGUUGGAAUAAAAGAGUGGACUAUGAGCCAGGAACAGGAAGUAAGCAGCUGUUUCCUAAGAUGCACCUGGAGACCUGUGGUGGGCCACUGUCAUCGGUGAGGACCACAGUGGAGCUGCAGACCAGCCACAUCGGGAAAGGCUGCGACCGUGAGACCUACUCCGAGAAAUCUCUACAGAAACUCUGUGGGGCCUCCUCAGGCAGCACUGACCUUCUCCCUGCCCCCAGCACUGCCACCAACUGGACAGCUUCCCUGGUAACUGACAGCGGCAGGGACAGUGAUUUGAUCUUCAGGUUUGACGGUCGUCAGGCGGCUAAAAUCCCUGACUGGGUUGUACCCCAGAAUCUGACAGACCAGUUCACAAUAGCAACUUGGAUGAAGCACGGACCCAGUCCUGGGCUCAGAGCUGAGAAGGAGACACUACUCUGUAACUCCGACAAGACUGAGAUGAACCGUCAUCACUACUCGCUGUAUGUCCAUAAUUGCCGCCUGGUAUUCCUGCUGAGGAGAGACUUCACCCAGGUGGACACCUUCAGACCAGCAGAGUUCCACUGGAAACUGGAGCAGAUUUGUGACAAGGAGUGGCAUUACUACGUCAUCAAUGUAGAGUUCCCAGGGGUGACGCUCUAUGUGGACGGUGUGACCUACGACCCCUACCUGGUCACUGACGACUGGCCCAUCCAUCCCUCACAGAUUGAUGUGCAGCUCACAGUCGGUGCUUGUUGGCAAGGUGGGGAAGUGACCAAGUCGCGGUUUACUCAGUACUUCCGGGGCAGCCUAUCUGGACUGACCGUCCGACCGGGGAAGAUUGAGAGUCAGAAAGUCAUUUCCUGUCUGCAAGCCUGCAAAGAGGGACUGGACAUCAACUCUCUCGAGAGUCUGGAUAAGAGCAUAAAGUUCCACUUCAACCCAGCCCAGUCUAUCUUGGUAAUGGAAGGAGAGGACUUGGAAAACAUGAACGCUGCUGUGAGGAAAGUUUCCUACAUAAACUCUCGCCAGUUUCCCACACCAGGCAUCCGACGUCUGCACAUUUCUACUGUCGUCCAGUGUUUUGGUGAAGACACUUGUAUCACCAUACCAGGCAUCGAUGCAGUGGUGAUGGUUUUGCAGCCCAGUGAGCCCAGGAUAACCAUCUCCGGAGUGGAGAGACUGAAUCAGCCGGCCUCCGACCUCAGAGCGCCAGGAGGCAUAGCUCUGUUCCAGGACCUCCACAUCAUCAGCACAGUCACCAGGGCGGACGCCACCGCACAUCACACAGCACGUGGACCCGGGGUGAUGGAGGAGAUUAUUCAUAAUUUGGACUACUGUGAUGUGCUGGUGUUGGGCGAGGAGCUGAGGCCGGAGCAGGAGUCCCUCCAACUGCAGCGCAGCACUAUGCUCGGAAAACACCUCGACGCCACUAACUCCACCUCUGGCAUGUCCAUAUAUGGUGUGGACUCCAUGUCCAACUAUGAACAGGUUAUCCGACAGGUGCGUUACUAUAACUGGCAGCCCGAACAACUAGCAGAGAGAAGGUUUCGCCUCACCUGCUCGGAGCUCAACGGACGCUACACCAGCAAUGAGUUCAACCUUGAGGUGAGCGUACUGCACAGUUCAGAAGCUGGGGAACAUGUCAGUCACAUGGUAGCCCCGCCUCAGUACAUGCAGGUGGUCCACCAUCCGUCCAUGAUUCAUGAGCUGUACCCCAGCCACAGCUCAGACUGCUGCUCUCACACAGAGGUCCUCGGUGAUAGAGAGCAGUGUAAACUCGCUCCCCUUCUCAAAUGA
Messenger RNA from Micropterus dolomieu (smallmouth bass), 2508 nucleotides. RefSeq names its product calsyntenin-2-like. Gene Ontology annotation, biological process: positive regulation of synaptic transmission; positive regulation of synapse assembly; homophilic cell-cell adhesion. Gene Ontology annotation, molecular function: X11-like protein binding; kinesin binding; calcium ion binding. NCBI's taxonomy places the organism in Eukaryota, Metazoa, Chordata, Actinopteri, Centrarchiformes, Centrarchidae. Gene Ontology annotation, cellular component: postsynaptic membrane; cell surface. The transcript has 16 exons. The record is from RefSeq and is a predicted model, not a curated record. The coding region runs from base 1 to 2508 and encodes 835 amino acids.